Messenger RNA from Podarcis lilfordi (Lilford's wall lizard), 477 nucleotides. The record is from the annotation of a GenBank genome assembly. Lineage: Eukaryota; Metazoa; Chordata; Lepidosauria; Squamata; Lacertidae.
AUGUCAGGUCGCGGCAAGACAGGCGGGAAGGCACGAGCCAAGGCCAAGUCCCGCUCUUCCAGAGCCGGGCUUCAGUUUCCCGUGGGCAGAGUCCACCGGCUGCUGCGCAAGGGAAACUACGCCGAGCGCAUCGGCGGCGGAGCGCCCGUUUAUUUGGCCGCGGUGCUCGAGUACCUCAGCGCCGAGAUCCUGGAGCUGGCCGGCAACGCAGCCAGGGACAACAAGAAGAGCCGCAUCAUCCCGCGCCACUUGCAGCUGGCGGUGCGCAACGAUGAGGAGCUGAACAAGCUGCUGGGCGGAGUGACCAUCGCGCAGGGCGGAGUCCUGCCCAACAUCCACGCCGUCUUGCUGCCCAAGAAGACCGAAGCUCUGCACAGCGCGGCCGCCGCCAAGGCCGCGCCCAAGCCCGGCACCAAGGCCGCCAAAGGCACCAAGGCGCCCCUCAAGCCCAGCACCGCGCCCGUCGCGGUCCAGUGA